Messenger RNA from Hippocampus zosterae (dwarf seahorse), 620 nucleotides. It is a transcript of the gene emd, whose product is annotated as emerin. NCBI's taxonomy places the organism in Eukaryota, Metazoa, Chordata, Actinopteri, Syngnathiformes, Syngnathidae. The coding region runs from base 115 to 591 and encodes 158 amino acids. The transcript is spliced from 7 exons. The record is from RefSeq and is a predicted model, not a curated record.
GACGUCUCCUGAUGGACACGCCCUACGCCUUCUUCCUUUUCAAUCCAAAACUUGUCUGGCUGGGAUCCUUUUUUUCUCGUAGGCGAAACUUUUUUUUCACCUCUGUUUCAAAAAAUGUCUUUGAGUGACAAAAGCGAUGAAGAGCUCAGCAAGUUGCUUACUGAGUACGGCAUCAAACAUGGACCCAUAGUUGACUCCACUCGCAAGUUGUAUGUGAAGAAGCUUGAGAGGGCCAUGGAAAAGCUGCCAGUGAAAACCUCCUCUGAUAAGACUUACUACAGAGAGGAAGAAGAGGAAAUUACGUACGUCACGUACCAUAGCCCGGUCAGACAUGAAGGUUAUGAAGACAUGCUCAGAAGGAGAUACAACAGUGAACCAUAUGACGAUGAGGAAUCAGACGGAGACCAACAGCCCAUCCUGCGCAAGAGCAGAUCAGCCAAUCAGAACGCCGUGCACUCCAAGGAGACCGUCCAAUCUGGCUGCAGCAUGUGGGGGAUGAUAAGAAUACUACUGCUACUAGCAGUAGUAGCAGCUGCUUACUACAUUUAUUGUCACAUGACCAAAGACGAAAACCCUUUCAAGCUUCAAUAAUCAAUAAACGACCACUUCCAGGAUGCCAG